Molecule: messenger RNA, 890 nt
Organism: Ceraceosorus guamensis
Lineage: Eukaryota; Fungi; Basidiomycota; Exobasidiomycetes; Ceraceosorales; Ceraceosoraceae
Product: ferredoxin
Exons: 5
Coding region: 1-489 (162 amino acids)
Biological process (GO): P450-containing electron transport chain; positive regulation of oxidoreductase activity
Cellular component (GO): mitochondrion
Molecular function (GO): 2 iron, 2 sulfur cluster binding
Source: RefSeq, a predicted model, not a curated record
AUGCCAAUGAAGCGCCGUGUUCUCAAUCCGCAGCUGAUGACAUGCGCGAAAGAUGACCGGCUGCUCCGGAAAUCAUUUGGCACUUCUGCGAUUACGAGGCACGGAGGUAUAGAGAGACCGGAACCUGGCACAGGCAUCAAGGUCACUUUUAGGGAUUCAAAAGGCACAGACAUCCGUACGGUCGAAGUCAAUGAAGGGGACGACCUCUUGGCGGUGGCUCACGAGUACGACAUCGAUCUCGAAGGAGCGUGCGAAGGAUCAAUAGCUUGCUCUACCUGUCACGUUAUUAUGGAACCAGACAUGUACGACAAGUUGGAAGAGCCCGGAGACGAUGAGAACGACAUGUUGGACUUGGCAUUUGGGUUGACAGAUACAUCAAGGCUUGGAUGUCAAGUCAAGGUGACGAAGGAGCUGGAUGGCAUGGUCGCUCAAUUGCCUUCGGCGACACGAAAUAUGAGGGUGGAUGGCUCAAAACCUACCCAUCACUAGAUGAGGGGACCCUUGCUGUUGGUGUUCUGUAAACAUGAUCAAACGCACAGCAUAACAGGUACUACUCGGAAUGCGCAUCACCUCUUUGCUUUGCAGGUGUCUCGUAUCAAGGACUGAAAAGGCUUAAGCGGUAGCACGGAGAGCUGUCUUGGCGGUUUCACGGAAAGCCAAUAGCAAGAGCUGCACUGCUCUCAUCGUAAAGGGGCACAUACGGGGCGGUCUCAGUUGCGGUGGGAAAGAUGGACGUGAAGUUUGUUGUUCAUCAAAGCUCGUUCCGGAUUGUAACAAUGGGCUACAGCAGCCGAGUCGAGGGAAUGUCGUCGCUCAUUCAGAUUCAAGGCAGUAGUGUGGCUUGCAGCCGCUUCACAGCUCGAAUCCCAUGAAAGGGCCCUUAUUCAAGC